GAGAGAGAGAUGGCAGUGGCUUUUGUCAAAGUACUGAGCAUCCUUGUGGUUGCCUUGUUGGCGGUACCAAGCGGCCUGAACUCCGGCCAGGUUAUGGCAUGUGACUGCCCAAAGGAGAAAGAUGAGUUGAUAGCUGUCUGCGGCAAGUACGCCCUGAAAUGCAACCCAGUUCCUGGGCCGCCAUGUCCAAGUUGCUGCAACAAGAUCAUGGCUUCAGAUAUUGCUUGUGCCUGCCGAGCACUCACUCCUACGGACGUGAAGAUAUACAAUAUAACAUUGGGUCUCUGCAACGUCCACAAGUGUGGUUAUCCCCUUCCCCCCGGCUUCAAAUGCGCUGGUUACAUGCUGCCCGAAGUUUGUUGAAGGCGAAGGAGCUUCGUUUAUGAAUGAUGUGGGUGCCUGCUCUUGCGUUGAAUGAAGCAUAAGUAGUAAUCGUGUGCCCUUGGUUCCGUGAUCUAUCAGAUGUUGUACGUCUGUCUAUUAUCUAAUGAAUAAAGCAAUGAGCAUGGCUGUUUGUAUGCAUGAUGGGUCUAAUGCUUUUGGUGUUCGAAUUAGGGCAAGAGUCGGUUAAGAUCUAUGGUUAUGUCAGGCACUUCCUGCCACAUACUGCAUGCACAGGUGUGCCUUUUGUUCCAUGAUCUAUCAGAUGUUGUACUUCUAUCUAUUAUCUAAUGA
This is a messenger RNA of Nymphaea colorata (pocket water lily), 675 nucleotides long. RefSeq lists its product as uncharacterized. The record is from RefSeq and is a predicted model, not a curated record. Lineage: Eukaryota; Viridiplantae; Streptophyta; Magnoliopsida; Nymphaeales; Nymphaeaceae. The transcript is spliced from 2 exons. Bases 10 to 363 code for a protein of 117 amino acids.